AGCAGUCAUCAGCCUUUCAAGAUCAGAAGGAAAGAGUAUAGUGUGGGGAAAAAUUAUUAAAGAAUGGCAACAAAGAACCAGAAGAUGGCAGUAAUGCAACGUUAAGGAUGCAAGCUGCCGUUAAAACCCAAAGAAGAAGAUAGUUGAAACAGUGGAUGUCUGAAAGAGUCUUCUAGGCAUGUUACGGUAUAUUUAAUAAUAUUAUUUGCAAAGCCCGACCUCCAUCAAUGUAAUUAUAUUCAACAGGCUAACGUUAACAAGCUAGUACUAUCUGAACUUAUUUGACAUAAUCUAAAUAAAACACGGUAACAGUUAUUUGCCGAGGUAAAUCACAAAGGGGACGAAUUCAAACAGCCAUGACUGCAGAAGCCUCAGAAAAGUCAGCGGAGGAGGGCAUGAGUUCGUCGGGCAGCGCUGGCACUUCAGGUACGCGAUUUGACCUGGAGAAAGAGACAGAACUGCGCUUUGAGGUCGAAGCAGGAGAACGAGUCCAGCUCGAGCUGUUGUCCGGUCUGGCAGAGGUGUUCGGAUCCGAACUGAACCGAAAUAAGAAGUACACUUUUGGACCAGGCUCUAAGAUUGCUGUGUUCACCUGGCAAGGCUGCAGUGUGUCGCUGUCAGGCAAGACGGAGGUGGCUUAUAUCUCCAAAGAUACACCCAUGCUGCUGUAUCUCAACACCCAUGCAGCUCUGGAGCAGAUGAGACGUCAGGCAGGGAAAGACAACGAGAGAGGCCCUCGGGUAAUGGUUGUCGGACCAACUGAUGUGGGAAAGACUACAGUUUGUCGAGUGUUGCUGAACUAUGCUGUGCGACUGGGACGAAGGCCUACGCUGGUAGAACUGGAUGUCGGCCAGAGCAGCGUCUCUGUGCCUGGAACUAUGUCAGCUCUGUGCAUCGAGCGUCCUGCUGAUGUAGAAGAAGGUUUCUCUGUGCAGGCUCCGCUAGUCUUUCACUUUGGCUCUACCACACCAGGAACAAACAUCAAACUUUACAACAAGCUGACUUCCAGCCUUGCAGAAGUGUUUUCUCAGCGCUGUGAGGUGAACCGCAGGGCUAGUGUGGGUGGCUGUAUAAUCAACACCUGUGGCUGGGUCAAAGGUUCAGGCUACCAGGCUCUGGUCCACUGCGCUUCAGCUUUCCAGGUGGAUGUUGUUAUAGUCCUGGACCAGGAGCGUCUCUAUAAUGAGCUUAAACGUGACCUGCCACACUUUGUACGUGUCGUCCUUCUGCCAAAGUCCGGCGGUGUGGUGGAGCGCUCCAAGGACUGCCGACGAGAGUCACGGGACGAAAAGAUCCGGGAAUACUUCUACGGCUUCCGUGGAACUUCCUUUUACCCUCAUGCUUUUGAUGUGCGCUUUUCAGAUGUGCGUAUUUACAAGAUCGGUGCACCCUCAAUUCCAGACUCCUGUCUCCCUCUGGGUAUGUCCCAGGACGACACCCAGCUCAAACUCGUGCCAGUCAGCCCUGGCAGGGAUUUAACCCACCAUGUGCUGAGUGUGAGUUCGGUGGAUGAUGAUGCCGAGGUGGGUGCAGGACAGAGCAGAGGGAUUUUAGAGAGUCCCGUGUGUGGUUUCAUAGUUGUGACCGCAGUGGACACACAAGCUCAGGUGAUGACAGUUCUUUCACCAGCGCCCAGACCCCUGCCGCGACACACUCUGCUCAUCAUGGACAUUCGUUUCAUCGACCUUAAAUAGAAGCAUAUAAGUCUAGCAGAGAUCUUUACUCAAAAGGGACACCAUCUUUUCACAUAUGUUAAGUUCUUACAAAAUAUUUAUAGCUGUGUUUAAUAUUCAAAGGACACAUUUUAAUUAUUAUGUACGUAAGUAAAAGCUUCUGUAUUUUUUAAAAAUAAAUUAAAUUGCAAUUUCAUCUGUCCUUCUGA
Molecule: messenger RNA, 1882 nt
Organism: Sinocyclocheilus anshuiensis
Lineage: Eukaryota; Metazoa; Chordata; Actinopteri; Cypriniformes; Cyprinidae
Product: polyribonucleotide 5'-hydroxyl-kinase Clp1
Exons: 7
Coding region: 357-1694 (445 amino acids)
Biological process (GO): tRNA splicing, via endonucleolytic cleavage and ligation; mRNA 3'-end processing
Cellular component (GO): mRNA cleavage factor complex; nucleus
Molecular function (GO): polynucleotide 5'-hydroxyl-kinase activity
Source: RefSeq, a predicted model, not a curated record